GUGGAGGUGAAUGCUGUGUCUUCAUUGGCAGAGAGGAGAUAAAUGGGACUGCUUUGGCUCCUCCUUCCUUGUCUACUUAAAAGCACCAGUGGAAGCAGCUGAGGAGUAGAGAAGGAAACAGACUGAAGCCUGAGGCAGUGCAACAGUCAGAGUCACAGGAUUAACAGCUGUCCACAGUAUUGACUGAAAGAUGUCGGUUGCUCCGUUUAGUCGCAGGCAGUGGGCGUCCCAGUCGCUGAGGGUCACCGCCAAGGAGCUGUCCAUCGUCUCUGCCAGGGGGAGGAGUACCGCCAUCGCAGAGCGCUUCUCCAAGUACCAGAUGGCAGCAGAGGAGAGCAACGCAGAAAAGAAGAAAACGGUAGCAGAGACUGUGCCCUCAGCACUACGUACUGGAAAUCUGAGCAUUCUGAAGAAACACUGGGAACAGCAGCAGACCUUCAGCCACAGAGUCCAGCCUCAUUCCACACCUUCUAAACGUGGCAGCCCCCAGACCCACAGCAGUCACUCGGCAGGUCCCAAGAUUAGAUCACAGAUAGAGACCCAGACAGACCCUGUGAAAUCCUCCUCGGCUUCUCAGGAUCUCCAGCUGGGGGCCCAAAGCCAGUCUGAGACUCUCUGUGAGACCAGUGGAACUCGAACCAGCCAGCAACGGUCAAUUCGGCGUUCCUUCAGCUCAGAAGAUCUGAGUAUGGAGGAGAGGCACAGGAGAGAUUCAGAGGGAUCCACAAACGUAGUGCCUGAGUCAGAGAAGCCCAGCGUUCCCCUCAACAGCCUCAAGAUGAUGUUUGAAAAAGGAGAGAAUCUGACUGACAAGGUGUCCAGUGACAAAACAAGCAAAGGAAACGCUGCUACCAUGGACCAGCUUUUAGGAGAUGGAAGUCUUGCUGAGUCCACGCCUCUCAGGGACAGGAUGGCGCUCUACAAAGCUGCAGUCUCCAAACAGGAAGUCGUCCCCGCCUCCGUGAGCGGUGAGCAACUGGACACCUACCACAGGAAGCAGAAGGAGAACGUUCCUCCCUUUACUUUGGAUGCGAGUCCAGAACCAGAAGAAAAUUUCAGGAGAAUGUUCAGCCCCGACACCGGCGCAGAAACUGGCUCUGGGUCUCCAGCAGCAUCCGGUUGCAAAGACUCUCCUCAAGCCAAGACUCCCAGGAACUUCCAGCUGCCAGUGAGGGAGACCUGUGUGUCGUGUCUGAAGACUGUUUAUCCUCUGGAGAGGCUGGUGGCCAACCAGCACACUUACCACAGCACUUGUUUCCGCUGCUCGCACUGCAACACCAAGCUGAGCUUGGCAAACUACGCCUCCCUCCACAACAGUGUCUACUGCAAGCCCCAUUUCUGCCAACUCUUCAAGUCCAAGGGGAACUACGAUGAGGGCUUUGGCCACCGGCCCCACAAGGAGCUGUGGGAGACAUCGCCCCAGUCAGACACUCACACGCAGCCAAAGAGCCAGAGUCCGGCCCCUGCCUCAGACCUGGACAGCCCCAGUGUGGAGGAGUCCCCGCUGGCUAAAGUCACCGUCCUGACUGCCACGAUGGAGGCUCUGCAUCAAGAAACACCAGAGAAGGCUGAGAGACCCACUGAGACCCGCAGGCUGAAGAUCUCCUGGCCACCACAAGUUGAGCUGGAGGACAUGAACAGUCAGAUGAGAGCUGCCAUGAGUCCAACUGCAGAGGAAGAGCUCACCAGUGUGCCGGUCAGAGCCAAGUGGCCCCCAGAAGAGGAGUCACUAUACUCUCCUCCAGAACAGGACAGCGAGCUCUCCUCUCUCCGCCAGAGCUCCUCCCUGAAGGAGCGCAGCAUGGCCUUCACGCUCACUGGGCAACCCAGCAUAAGUGGUACUCCUGAGGCCAGACAAAAGAGCCCGCCCACUCCAGCUGAUUGGCAGGUUGAAGGCAGUCAGCCUGGUCCUGAUGCCGGCAGGAUGGGACUGCAGGGCGGCCAGUCUUCAGACAGCCACACACCCACUGAAGACAGCUGUGUAGACAUACACACCAGCUCAGGAGACGAAGAGGAGAUGAAGCCCGAAGAGCAUGAUGACUUCCAGCUUGCCAAAGGAGGUCUGGCAGGAGAGGCUGAGGAGCAGAUGGAGGAGCAGCAGGAGGAGAUGCCAACAAAGCCCACAGCCAUCUCCUCUCCUAAGGACGCCAGCCAAUCAUCUCAGGAUGUGGGGUUCUGGGACAGCGAGGAAGUUGACGAUAAGGAGGAGCAAGAGCAGGAGGUGCUGACUGUGGAGGAGAUGAUCAAACAGAACCGCUGUUAUGAGGAUGAUGAGGAGGAAGAGGAUGCGUAAAGUGGACAUGUUCCUCUCCGCUGCUGUCUGUGUGUGAACUCUACUGAACUCUUUACUUGUGCCUCUUUGAACACUUGGCAACCUUUUUUAAAAAGCGUAUCUUACACUUUAGAUUUUAAAACCAUUUUUAAAUGUCCAGUAUUUAAACUUUUCAUGUACGUUUAAGACUGAAAAAUCACAAUUUGGAUGCAUUUGUCUUGUUUUUUUUUUUUCUAUUUUGAUGGCUAGACUAAAACUGUUACAACCAGGCGUGCACAUAUCUGCCACGCUUCUAAGCUAAAUGUGCAGCGGAACAUGCAAGGCGUCACUUACUGUACUUUUAGUGUGCACCAGUUAUGUGCAUGCCUGUUAUUUUGAGAUGUGGGGAAAGGCGGAGAUGUGUAAAAACUGUACCGCUAAUGUAGCACUCAUCACUAAAUGCACCAAAAAGCAAAUGCUGGAAAAUGGUUGUCUGAAAAGUCUGAUUUUGACACUUUUUGUUGUUGCGAAUAGUUUUGUAUGUAUAAAAUUCAGUGAAUUCUCUCAUUUUAUACUCUGUUAAGACUGGAUGAUGUGAAAAAUGCUGUAAUGUGUAAUCAUGGGACCAAACAUUGUGGAUUGUUACUUUUCCAAUAAAAUACUUAAAG
Molecule: messenger RNA, 2919 nt
Organism: Thalassophryne amazonica
Lineage: Eukaryota; Metazoa; Chordata; Actinopteri; Batrachoidiformes; Batrachoididae
Gene: lima1a
Product: LIM domain and actin binding 1a
Exons: 11
Coding region: 191-2293 (700 amino acids)
Biological process (GO): actin filament bundle assembly
Cellular component (GO): actin cytoskeleton; plasma membrane
Molecular function (GO): actin filament binding
Source: RefSeq, a predicted model, not a curated record